AUGAGCGGAGUGUACAAUGGUCUCACUGCCAAACUGUCAGCCAUAGUACCAACUCACAUUCAUACAUGGUGCUACGCACAUGUACUAAAUUUAGUACUCUCCGAUGCAGCACAGGUCUUACCGUCUACGAUAUCAUUUUUUGGAUUACUUCAAGAAGCACAGGUUUUUUUGAAUGAAUCGUUGAAAAGGCAACAGAAGUAUAAAGAAGAAAAUCCAGCCUUCAAGCUGGGAGCAAUUGGAGCUACACGCUGGCGCAGUCGAAGCGAUGCCUGUGUUAAAAUCUUUGGGCGAAUUGAUAACUGGGUAUUGGAACAAUCUCAGCCACCAAAAUAUGUGUUUUACGAGCUGGCUGUGGCAUUGCAUAGCAUGUCUUUGUCAAACGAAUUCAACGCCAAAGUGAGGGCUGAGGCCUCAGGAAUUCUCGGUAAAUUUUUAAACUUCGAAACAAUAGUUAUAGCCAUGACAUUUCUUCAAAUAUUUAAAAUUACAACACCAUUAUCAGAUUAUCUCCAAACCAAAAACCUAGAUUAUGCCCAGGCAUGGAGAUUGGUGGAGUCAGCUGUUAUUAGACUAAUAGCAAUACGAGAUAAGUUUGAUGAAACUUUAACGGCAGCUAAAACAUUUAUUUUAAAGUUCAAAGAAAAGGUCGAUGCAUCUAAUGAACAGGACACCCUUAACAAUAUGACCAUUGAAAAUGAUUUCAAAAAGAAACGUUUAAAGAAAGUCAACAAAAUGCCUGGAGAAAUUUGUGAUGACGAAAGAAUUGAAUCUCCUGAAAGUUCGUUUAGAGUUAAUGUUUUUAACUGUAUUGUCGAUACCGUUAUUCAAACAAUGAAAAACAGAUUUGUGAAACAAAAAUCUUUGUACUUGGACUUGGCCUUAUUCGAUCCUAAAAGAUUUCCACAAACCAUAGAAAAACUUCCAGAAAAUGCAUUCGACAAAAUUUGUGAGUUGGUUGCUUCACUAGACAAGGAUAAACUUCGUGAAGAAAUGGCAUCUUUCAUAAAUGUUUGGCCCACUAUAAGUAGGAAGACCAUAGAGCAAGAUUACACCACUGACGUUUUCGAAAAUCCUGAUACUUAUGGAGGUGACUACGACAACGAUGACACUGAAUUCUUAGAGUGCAAUGUUAAAAAUAAAUGUAAUACGUGCAUAAAGUGCGCCUUUGAUGUGAUAGUUGAAUACAACAUGUACAGUCUCCAGUACACAGAACUGUAUAAAGUGUACAAAUACUUACUGACAAUCCCAUUAACACAGGUAACCUGCGAACGGGUGUUCUCAAAAUUAAAGUUACUAAAAACUAGACUAAGAGCAACUAUGAGUAAUGAAACUUUAGAAGCAUUUAUCUUGAUGCAUACUGAAAGAGAUAAUAUUGAAUGGCAUCGAAUCUGA
This is a messenger RNA of Photinus pyralis (common eastern firefly), 1392 nucleotides long. RefSeq lists its product as uncharacterized. Gene Ontology annotation, molecular function: protein dimerization activity. The record is from RefSeq and is a predicted model, not a curated record. Lineage: Eukaryota; Metazoa; Arthropoda; Insecta; Coleoptera; Lampyridae. The coding region runs from base 1 to 1392 and encodes 463 amino acids. The transcript has a single exon.